Molecule: messenger RNA, 836 nt
Organism: Eurytemora carolleeae
Lineage: Eukaryota; Metazoa; Arthropoda; Copepoda; Calanoida; Temoridae
Product: heat shock protein beta-1
Exons: 1
Coding region: 104-754 (216 amino acids)
Biological process (GO): response to heat; protein refolding
Molecular function (GO): protein folding chaperone
Source: RefSeq, a predicted model, not a curated record
GGCAUUUUCUACUCGACUCUACUCUACUACAAAACUAGGUGUUUCCCACCUACAUAGAUCAGUAUCAAUACUAACCCAAUCUACACUACACUACUCAGCUAAGAUGGAAGAAAACAGAGUCCCGAUGACAAUCAGAGAUUUCUUCUUUGAUGAUCCAUUCUUUAAAUCCUCUUGGGAUGAUUUUGACAAAGUUCGUGAAAAGAUGUUUAUGGAAUCCAGGGAGCAAUGGAAGAAGUUUGAUCAAGAUUUCAGACAGAUGGCCUGUAUGUCCAACAAUAUCAUGAUAGACUCAGAUACUAACACGGAGACACAAACCAAGACCCCGGAGAAAGGGUUGCAAAGACAGAACUCUCUUGCAAAAUGGGAACAGGGUUGGAUGUUUCCAAGAAGAUGGAUGUUACCCAGCUUAAAGAGUGAGUUCGGAGAUAUGAAUCUGUUCAAUGAGAAGGAUAUGGAGGUGAUAAGAGUAAAGAAUGAUGAUACAAAGAUGGAGAUUAGUCUGGAUACAUCUCAAUAUAGACCUGAUGAACUCAAGGUUAGUGUCUCAGGUGGAAGUAUUACUGUAGAAGGAAAACAUGAAGAGAAAGCUGAGGAUGGAACAAAGAUGGUUUCAAGACAGUUUGUACGCAAGUAUUCACUCCCUCCUGGAGCUAAACCUGGAGAUGUAAACUCUAACCUAUCCUCAGAUGGAGUUCUAGUUAUCACAGCUAACAAAUCCAACCCAGCUAUUGAUGUCAAAAUCAACCAAAAAUAAGUUAUUACAUCAAUACUUUUGUAUUACUUAUGAUCAAAUUAACAAUGUAACAAAUUCAAGAUAAAUAAAAAAACUUUAUUAA